AUGCACCGGUACCUAAUACAUUCUGGGGAUCAUCGGCACGAGGAACAAAGGAAUCGCAUCGUAUUUGGGAACAUAGAAAGUGACGAAGAACCACAUCCUGAAACAGGUGCGUCACAUCAAGAUGAUGGAGGUGAGCCCGUCCUGGAGCAGCCAGAUGAAUGGAGGUUUUCUGAGUUCCGUCCUGUUCUCUUCCCCUUCGAAGAAGAUGCAGGGAUCAGCAACACUUGCUCCGUCACUGAGGACUCCGAGGAGCUCGACUUUUUCCUCGAGUUUUUUAUAAUGCUCUCAUCGACAACAUUUGACAAUCAAAAUGAUGGGAAUCACAGAUUAUCAAAGAUAGGAAGGGUAAUGAUUGACAUCAGGCACAAGUUUUCAACGAAAUUUAAGCCCUUCCAAGAUUUGUGCAUUGACGAAAGUCUGGUGCUGUGGAGAGGUAGGCAGUAUAUGCCUAAUAAGCGCCACAGAUUCGGCCUAAAAUUAUUUUUAAUUUGUGAUGUUGAGACAGGUAUCAUCUUGGAUUUUACAUUAUACACUGGAGCACAAACUGAGGUUCAGGUUGACUCAAAAUUUGGUUUUGCUGGUUCGGUAGUCAACGCUUUGAUAGAACCAUACCUGGGGAAAGGACAUAAUCUUUUCACAGAUAGUUAUUACGCCAGUCCAAUUCUGUUUGAACACCUACAGCAAAACAGUACAGGAGCUUGUGGCACAGUUCGACCAAACAGAAAAGGGGUGCCUUGGUUCCCUGCAGUCAACCGGGGGGAAGUUAGUGCUUGCCACAAGAACAACAUGAUGUGCUUCAAGUGGUCUGCCAAACGAAUGGUCCAUAUGUUAACAUCAAUUCACGAAAACAAGAUUAUUCAAACUGAGAAAAGAGAUUACUCUACCGGUGAGCCAAUAAGGAAGCCAGAAGCUGUGGUUGACUAUACCCGAAAAAUGCGUAUCAUUGACAAAGCUGAUAUGCUUUUGAGUUGUGUAGACAGCCUCAGAAAAUCAAUCAAAUGGUAUAAAAAACUUUUUUUUCACAUUGUGGACAUGGCAAGACUAAACUCAUAUUACAUGUAUUUAGUCAAAACAGGUGAUAGGCCCUCCUUUCUUGAAUUUAGUCACACCAUGUUGCAUCAGAUGCUUGUCAGAUAUCGAGAGCAACAAGUGCGAAGACCUCAUUCAUUUUGUCCAGUAACAAAAUUCUUGCGACUUACUGAACGCCACUUCCCGAGUUUUGUUGAGGCAACUCCGAGAAACCCAAGACCACGGAGGAGAUGUCACGUGUGUGCAAACACACAACUGCGACAGAGGAAGCGUCAGAUGACCCACUGGCAAUGCGCUGACUGUGGGAUUGCACUAUGUCUGCCUGAGUGUUUCCGUGUAUACCAUACACGUGUGAAGCUCAUUUUCUCUGUACAGAUUUGA
This is a messenger RNA of Penaeus indicus, 1410 nucleotides long. Its product is annotated as piggyBac transposable element-derived protein 4-like. Bases 1 to 1410 code for a protein of 469 amino acids. The transcript is spliced from 4 exons. The record is from RefSeq and is a predicted model, not a curated record. NCBI's taxonomy places the organism in Eukaryota, Metazoa, Arthropoda, Malacostraca, Decapoda, Penaeidae.